Plasmodium inui San Antonio 1 is the source of this 1674-nucleotide messenger RNA. RefSeq lists its product as hypothetical. The transcript has a single exon. Bases 1 to 1674 code for a protein of 557 amino acids. The record is from RefSeq and is a predicted model, not a curated record. NCBI's taxonomy places the organism in Eukaryota, Apicomplexa, Aconoidasida, Haemosporida, Plasmodiidae.
AUGAAUCCCCAGCACACUCAUCGAGAGAGUGACGUGUACUGGCAGUACGACCACCUUCUGAACAUAGGAAGCAAAACGCCUGAACAGGUCAUAAAACUGUUGAUCGGCAUAAGCAGGCAACGGAGGUGUGACCCCGAAGUGGUGAAGACGAUUACCGACCAUGUGUACGAUUUCUGUGAAGACUUCUUCCCCCCUCAGCUGAUUCAGAUAUUAGAAAUUUACGCCAAGUUAAAAUACUCAAAUGAGACCCUACUUGGAGUUGUCUCCAACAGAGUGAGCGACCUACUUAACAUUCGCUCUUGUCGAAGGGUAAAAAUAAUGACCAACGUUUAUAAGCAAUUAAAUCUCCACCAUCCAGUCGUGAAAUCACCACUUCUGUCGCAGCUGAAUAGCAACAUAAAUGAUUACAAAAAUGAGUUAGUCUCGAUAGUUAAAAAUGUGUCUUACCUGUACGUGGAUGCAGAUACCUCUGCCAAUAUUAUGAACAGAAUUGUAACCAACUACGAUUAUUACGAUAAGGAUGGUUUCACAGUGCUUGAGGCAUGUAGCAGAUUGGAUACCUCCCAUGAGGUACUCAUCGAUCUGGUGAACAGGAAGGUCAAGCAAUUGCAUAGCAGUAGCAACAAUUGCAGCUUCAAAGAUUUCGUAAAAUUUCUAAGUGCAUAUAAAAGGUUAGGGUUAGAAGAAAACACAUAUAUACAUUCCCAGUUUGAGAAAAAAAUGAAUAAGAUCAAGUUAUUGCCUCCAGAGAAUAUCUCCUAUGUGCUUCUCCUACUCUUGUCGUCGAAGUUGAGACAUGAAGGAUUAUUCGACUUGGUCAUCAUUAACAUGGAGAAUUUUGUGAAUAACAAAAAUGAGCAGUUAUCUUUGGAAGGGAAAAAUUUGUAUGUCGCGGGGCAGGGGGAGAACUGCGAUGGGGUAGUUAAGCAGCAGGAGGAACAGUUUGCACCUGCGGCAGAAAACCACGUUAGGGAGAACUCCAACAACAAGCGCCCCCCCCUGAACAUUUACAAUCCGUACAUUCUCCACUUCUUGCCCUUCCACCUGCUGCUACUCACGCUGCUAAAUUACGGGGAGAAAAGUACACUCAAGCAUCUCCUCAGCGUGUGCGUUUUGGAUUAUCUACAUCUGUACGAUACGUCGUCCUUAAUUAAGCUUCUCUAUGUGUGCACACUGCUGACCAUGGAGGGGGAACAGACAGGUAGAAGCGGGCACUCCCCAGAACUGGAACAAAUUGCACAGGAAAUCUUUUUGGCCCUUCAGUAUGUGUAUAAAAACGCGACCAUCAACGAGAUGAAAAUCUUAUACGACUGUUUUUUAUAUCACCAAGAGGCGAUUGAAAAGAAUCCCAAACUGCUGAAAUUACACAAUGACCUGUUGCACAGUGAAUGCCUGUCCCUUUUGCCAUCCUCCUAUGACAACUUAAGUUUUGAAAAAUUAAAAAUCAUCAGGUGUGCUAGUUCGUCCUACUUGCAGGGGAAGAGUAACAAUACGAUUUAUUUUUACCUGAAUCGGAAUGAUUUUUUUGCAUCCGAUGUAGGCCGCUACGAGGACUUGCUGCUCAGCGUGAAGUUGCGCGCGAACAUUCUGCACAGGCGCUACGGGGGGACCCACGCUGUGCAGAUGGUCUACCCUGGAGGCGAGGCUGUCAGUGGACUCACAUCCCAUGGGUAG